GUUCAAGAUGUCAAUCCGCGCCGUGCUCGCGUCACUCAACGAUCCGCGCGAUCGUCGAUGCGUGCGCAUCGUCUGCGUCGCGUUAAUCGCGUUCGAACUCGCGUUGUGCGCGGUAAUCAUCGCCAAAGUUGCCUACACAGAAAUCGAUUGGAUCGCGUACAUGGAGGAAGUGCACGGCUAUGCGCGAGGCGAGCGCGAUUACACCAAACUGAAAGGUGGCACUGGACCUUUGGUAUACCCAGCUGGGUUCGUGUACGCGUACAAGGCGCUGUAUGAUUUGGUGGGUGGGCUUGAACGCGGGACGAGCGCGCGCGGCGUGGCGACGGCGCAAGUCGUCUUCGCGUUAGUGUACGCCGCGCAUCAAGCGCUGGUGUUCUCGAUGUACGCGAUGUGUGAAAUUAUACCACCGUGGGCGUACGCAUUGUUGUGCCUGUCGAAGCGCGUACACAGUAUUUUUGUGCUUAGAAUGUUCAACGACGGCGUCGCGAUGGCGUUGGCGUAUGGCGCGACGACGUUGUUUCAACGCAAAAGGUGGAUCGCGGGGAGCGUGGUGUUUUCUCUCGGAGUGUCGGUGAAGAUGAACGUAUUAUUGAUGCUUCCUGGGUUAUUGGUACUGCUGGUAGGAGGUACGAGCGCGGGAACGGCCAUCGGAGCUGUCGCGGCGAUUGUGGGGACGCAAAUCGCGCUCGGCGCGCCGUUUCUUGCGACGUAUCCUCGCGAGUAUCUAAGCCGCGCGUUCGAGCUCGGUCGCGUGUUCACGCACAAGUGGAGCGUCAACUUCAAGUUUGUGUCGGAAGACAUUUUUGUGUCGAAGUCAUUCGCAAAAUACCUACUUCUUGCGCACUUGGUCUGCUUGUUUGUCUUCGCGCACCGACGGUGGUGCGCACGCGAAGGGGGAUUUUUCUUCAAUUUCGUGCGAGAUUUCUUCAAACGCUUGCUCCUGAGGAACGUUGAUGGCGUGCAAUCGACGUUUACCCCCGCGCACGUCGCGCUGGUGCUGGCGCAGAGUAACUUGAUCGGCAUCGUUUUUGCGCGUUCGUUGCAUUAUCAAUUUUAUUCGUGGUACUUUCACACUAUACCCCUGUUGCUUUGGUCCAACCCACGAGUGCCGGUGGGGGCUAAGCUCGCAAUCAUGGGUGCGAUAGAGUGGUGUUGGAACGUCUACCCGUCCACGCCGACGUCGAGUAAGAUUUUCGUCGUCAUUCACCUCGGUGUUCUGGCAGUUGCUUACGCCGCGCCGACGGCGUCGAGACGUGGCAAACAAAAGAGCGCGUAGUGUGAGUAGUGUGUAAUAGCCUAGCUUAGAGCCCACAAUUGUACAAAAUGAUAGAUA
This is a messenger RNA of Ostreococcus lucimarinus CCE9901, 1333 nucleotides long. RefSeq lists its product with no specific name. The record is from RefSeq and is a predicted model, not a curated record. Gene Ontology annotation, cellular component: endoplasmic reticulum. The transcript has a single exon. The coding region runs from base 8 to 1276 and encodes 422 amino acids. Gene Ontology annotation, molecular function: dol-P-Man:Man(5)GlcNAc(2)-PP-Dol alpha-1,3-mannosyltransferase activity. Lineage: Eukaryota; Viridiplantae; Chlorophyta; Mamiellophyceae; Mamiellales; Bathycoccaceae.